GCCGCAUCUUCUCCAGCGCCCAGCCUCCCGCCCUCUCUCUUGCUGGCCGCACGCCCCGGCCCCGCGCACCUCCGCCCGGCUCCGCAGCCGCUACCCGCGCUUCGUUGCCCUGUGGGACUCCGAGCGAGCCCGGAGGGAACCCUCCUCUUCUUCUGGGGGCGACUUUUGUUUGCUUGCCUGUUUCUUUCUGGUGACUUUUGCAGCUUUCCAAUAUCCGUCUUCGGAGCGCACGGGAAUCCGCCGAGCUCUGCGUGCAGGCCCUUUUUUCUUUUGAGGUUCACAUUUUUUGAAAUUUUACGCCAGGGCUUUUGUAAUUUCCUCCCCCGCCCGCUGACGGUCCUGGAGUCGCUCGGGGCUUUAGGCCGGUUAUGCAACGUGUACCGCUCGGGGCUGCCGGCUGCACCUCCGCCGCGCCUCGCCGCUCACUGCGCUAGACCCGGCGCCCCGCGUCUCGCUUCGCGGGCAGUCAGGGGGCCGGCGCUCUGUCGAGGUCUCCAGCUAGAGCAGGGAGCCCGAGCCCGAGGGAGUCCCCGGAGCCGACGAAGGGCUUAUUAGACCCUGACUCUUUUCUGAGGCGCGCAGAUUUUGUCUUUGAUCACUCCCUCUCCGCGGGUCUACGGCCGCGCGCUUUCGGCGCCGGCGAUGGGGAGAAGACGGAGGCUGUGUCUCCAGCUCUACUUCCUGUGGCUGGGCUGUGUGGUGCUCUGGGCGCAGGGCACGGCCGGCCAGCCUCAGCCUCCUCCGCCCAAGCCGCCCCGGCCCCAGCCGCCGCCGCAACAGGUUCGGUCCGCUACAGCAGGCUCUGAAGGCGGGUUUCUAGCGCCCGAGUAUCGCGAGGAGGGUGCCGCAGUGGCCAGCCGCGUCCGCCGGCGAGGACAGCAGGACGUGCUCCGAGGGCCCAACGUGUGCGGCUCCAGAUUCCACUCCUACUGCUGCCCUGGAUGGAAGACGCUCCCUGGAGGAAACCAGUGCAUUGUCCCGAUUUGUAGAAAUAGUUGUGGAGAUGGAUUUUGUUCCCGUCCUAACAUGUGUACUUGUUCCAGUGGGCAAAUAUCAUCAACCUGUGGAUCAAAAUCAAUUCAGCAGUGCAGUGUGAGAUGCAUGAAUGGUGGGACCUGUGCAGAUGACCACUGCCAGUGCCAGAAAGGAUAUAUUGGAACUUAUUGUGGACAACCUGUCUGUGAAAAUGGAUGUCAGAAUGGUGGACGUUGCAUCGGACCCAACCGCUGUGCUUGUGUUUAUGGGUUCACUGGUCCACAGUGUGAAAGAGAUUACAGGACAGGCCCGUGUUUCACUCAGGUCAACAACCAGAUGUGCCAAGGGCAGCUGACAGGCAUUGUCUGCACGAAGACUCUGUGCUGUGCCACCAUUGGACGGGCGUGGGGCCAUCCCUGUGAGAUGUGUCCAGCCCAGCCUCAGCCCUGCCGACGGGGUUUCAUCCCCAACAUCCGCACUGGAGCUUGCCAAGAUGUUGAUGAAUGCCAGGCUAUCCCAGGGAUAUGCCAAGGAGGAAACUGUAUCAAUACAGUGGGCUCUUUUGAAUGCAGAUGCCCUGCUGGUCACAAACAGAGUGAAACUACUCAGAAAUGUGAAGACAUUGAUGAGUGCAGCAUCAUUCCUGGGAUAUGUGAAACUGGUGAAUGUUCCAACACCGUGGGAAGCUAUUUUUGUGUUUGUCCACGUGGAUAUGUAACCUCAACAGAUGGCUCUCGAUGCAUCGAUCAGAGAACAGGCAUGUGUUUCUCGGGCCUGGUGAAUGGCCGCUGUGCACAAGAGCUCCCGGGGAGAAUGACGAAAAUGCAGUGCUGCUGUGAGCCUGGCCGCUGCUGGGGCAUCGGAACCAUUCCUGAAGCCUGUCCUGUCAGAGGUUCUGAGGAAUAUCGCAGACUUUGCAUGGAUGGACUUCCAAUGGGAGGAAUUCCAGGGAGUGCUGGUUCCAGACCUGGAGGCACUGGGGGAAAUGGCUUUGCCCCAAGUGGCAAUGGCAAUGGCUAUGGCCCAGGAGGGACAGGCUUCAUCCCCAUCCCUGGAGGCAAUGGCUUUUCUCCUGGCGUUGGGGGAGCCGGUGUGGGGGCCGGGGGACAGGGACCUAUCAUCACUGGACUAACAAUUCUGAACCAGACAAUAGAUAUCUGUAAGCAUCAUGCUAACCUUUGUUUAAAUGGACGCUGUAUACCAACUGUCUCAAGCUACCGAUGUGAAUGCAACAUGGGUUAUAAGCAGGAUGCAAAUGGAGAUUGUAUAGAUGUUGAUGAAUGCACAUCAAAUCCCUGCACUAAUGGAGAUUGUGUUAACACACCUGGUUCCUAUUAUUGUAAAUGUCAUGCUGGAUUCCAGAGGACUCCUACCAAGCAAGCAUGCAUUGAUAUUGAUGAGUGCAUCCAGAAUGGGGUUCUUUGUAAAAACGGUCGAUGCGUGAACACAGAUGGAAGUUUCCAGUGCAUUUGCAAUGCCGGCUUUGAAUUAACUACAGAUGGAAAAAACUGUGUUGAUCAUGAUGAAUGUACAACUACCAACAUGUGUUUGAAUGGAAUGUGCAUCAAUGAAGAUGGCAGCUUCAAGUGCAUCUGCAAACCAGGAUUUGUCUUGGCUCCAAAUGGGCGUUACUGUACUGAUGUUGAUGAAUGCCAGACCCCAGGAAUCUGCAUGAAUGGGCACUGCAUCAACAGUGAAGGGUCCUUCCGCUGUGACUGUCCCCCAGGCCUGGCUGUGGGCAUGGAUGGACGUGUGUGUGUUGAUACUCACAUGCGCAGUACCUGCUAUGGAGGAAUCAAGAAAGGAGUGUGUGUGCGUCCUUUCCCCGGUGCAGUGACCAAGUCCGAAUGCUGCUGUGCCAAUCCAGACUAUGGUUUUGGAGAACCCUGCCAGCCAUGCCCUGCAAAAAAUUCAGCUGAAUUCCACGGCCUUUGUAGUAGUGGAGUAGGUAUCACUGUGGAUGGAAGAGAUAUCAAUGAAUGUGCUUUGGAUCCUGAUAUAUGUGCCAAUGGGAUUUGUGAAAACUUACGUGGUAGUUACCGUUGUAAUUGCAACAGUGGCUAUGAACCAGAUGCCUCUGGAAGAAACUGUAUUGACAUUGAUGAAUGUUUAGUAAACAGACUGCUUUGUGAUAACGGAUUGUGCCGAAACACGCCAGGAAGUUACAGCUGUACGUGCCCACCAGGGUAUGUGUUCAGGACUGAGACAGAGACCUGUGAAGAUAUAAAUGAAUGUGAAAGCAACCCAUGUGUCAAUGGGGCCUGCAGAAACAACCUUGGAUCUUUCAAUUGUGAAUGUUCGCCCGGCAGCAAACUCAGCUCCACAGGAUUGAUCUGUAUUGACAGCCUGAAGGGGACCUGUUGGCUCAACAUCCAGGACAGCCGCUGUGAGGUGAAUAUUAAUGGAGCCACUCUGAAAUCUGAAUGCUGUGCCACCCUCGGAGCCGCCUGGGGGAGCCCCUGUGAGCGGUGUGAACUAGAUACAGCUUGCCCAAGAGGGCUUGCCAGGAUUAAAGGUGUUACGUGUGAAGAUGUUAAUGAGUGUGAGGUGUUCCCUGGCGUUUGUCCAAAUGGACGCUGUGUCAACAGUAAGGGAUCUUUUCAUUGCGAGUGCCCUGAAGGCCUUACGUUGGAUGGGACUGGCCGUGUAUGUUUGGAUAUUCGCAUGGAGCAGUGUUACUUGAAGUGGGAUGAAGAUGAAUGCAUCCACCCCGUUCCUGGAAAGUUCCGCAUGGAUGCCUGCUGCUGUGCUGUCGGGGCGGCUUGGGGCACCGAGUGUGAGGAGUGCCCCAAACCUGGCACCAAGGAAUACGAGACGCUGUGCCCCCGCGGGGCUGGCUUUGCUAACCGAGGGGAUGUUCUUACUGGGCGGCCAUUUUACAAAGACAUCAAUGAAUGCAAAGCAUUUCCUGGGAUGUGCACUUAUGGGAAGUGCAGAAAUACAAUCGGAAGCUUCAAAUGCCGUUGCAAUAGUGGCUUUGCUCUAGACAUGGAGGAAAGAAACUGCACGGACAUCGACGAGUGCAGGAUUUCUCCUGACCUCUGUGGCAGUGGAAUCUGCGUCAAUACACCGGGCAGCUUUGAGUGCGAGUGCUUCGAAGGCUAUGAAAGUGGCUUCAUGAUGAUGAAGAACUGCAUGGACAUUGACGAAUGUGAACGUAACCCUCUCCUUUGUAGGGGUGGCACCUGUGUGAACACUGAGGGCAGCUUUCAGUGUGACUGCCCACUGGGACACGAGCUGUCACCAUCCCGUGAGGACUGUGUGGAUAUUAAUGAAUGCUCCCUGAGUGACAAUCUCUGCAGAAAUGGAAAAUGUGUGAACAUGAUUGGAACCUAUCAGUGCUCUUGCAAUCCUGGAUAUCAGGCUACGCCAGACCGCCAGGGCUGUACAGAUAUUGAUGAAUGUAUGAUAAUGAACGGAGGCUGUGACACCCAGUGCACAAAUUCAGAGGGAAGCUACGAAUGCAGCUGCAGUGAGGGUUAUGCCCUGAUGCCAGAUGGGAGAUCGUGUGCAGACAUUGAUGAAUGUGAAAACAAUCCUGAUAUCUGUGAUGGCGGCCAGUGUACCAACAUUCCUGGAGAGUAUCGCUGCCUCUGCUAUGAUGGCUUCAUGGCUUCCAUGGACAUGAAAACAUGCAUUGAUGUCAAUGAAUGUGACCUAAAUUCAAAUAUCUGCAUGUUUGGGGAAUGUGAGAACACAAAGGGAUCCUUCAUUUGCCACUGUCAGCUGGGUUACUCAGUGAAGAAGGGGACCACAGGAUGUACAGAUGUGGAUGAGUGUGAAAUUGGUGCUCAUAACUGCGACAUGCAUGCCUCAUGUCUGAAUAUCCCAGGAAGCUUCAAGUGUAGCUGCAGAGAAGGCUGGAUUGGAAACGGCAUCAAGUGUAUUGAUCUGGACGAAUGUUCUAAUGGAACCCACCAGUGUAGCAUCAAUGCUCAGUGUGUAAAUACCCCGGGCUCAUACCGCUGUGCCUGCUCCGAAGGUUUCACUGGUGAUGGCUUUACCUGCUCAGAUGUUGAUGAGUGUGCAGAAAACAUAAACCUCUGUGAGAACGGACAGUGCCUUAAUGUCCCGGGUGCAUAUCGCUGCGAGUGUGAGAUGGGCUUCACUCCAGCCUCAGACAGCAGAUCCUGCCAAGAUAUUGAUGAAUGCUCCUUCCAAAACAUUUGUGUCUUUGGAACAUGUAAUAACCUGCCUGGAAUGUUUCAUUGCAUCUGCGAUGAUGGUUAUGAAUUGGACAGAACAGGAGGGAACUGUACAGAUAUUGAUGAGUGUGCAGAUCCUAUAAACUGUGUCAAUGGCCUAUGUGUCAACACGCCUGGUCGCUAUGAGUGUAACUGCCCACCCGAUUUUCAGUUGAACCCAACUGGUGUGGGUUGUGUUGACAACCGUGUGGGCAACUGCUACCUGAAGUUUGGACCUCGAGGAGAUGGGAGUCUGUCUUGCAACACCGAGAUCGGGGUGGGCGUCAGUCGCUCUUCAUGCUGCUGCUCUCUGGGAAAGGCCUGGGGAAACCCCUGUGAGACAUGCCCCCCUGUCAAUAGCACUGAAUAUUACACCCUGUGUCCCGGAGGUGAAGGCUUCAGACCUAACCCCAUCACAAUCAUUUUAGAAGACAUUGACGAAUGCCAGGAGUUACCAGGUCUCUGCCAGGGUGGAAACUGCAUCAACACUUUUGGGAGCUUCCAGUGUGAGUGCCCACAAGGCUACUACCUCAGCGAGGAUACCCGCAUCUGUGAAGAUAUUGAUGAGUGUUUUGCACAUCCUGGUGUGUGUGGGCCUGGGACCUGCUAUAACACCCUGGGAAAUUACACCUGCAUUUGCCCACCUGAGUACAUGCAGGUCAAUGGAGGCCACAACUGCAUGGACAUGAGAAAAAGCUUUUGCUACCGAAGCUAUAAUGGAACCACUUGUGAGAAUGAGUUGCCUUUCAAUGUGACAAAAAGGAUGUGCUGCUGCACAUAUAAUGUGGGCAAAGCCUGGAACAAACCUUGUGAACCAUGCCCAACUCCAGGAACAGCUGACUUUAAAACCAUAUGUGGAAAUAUUCCUGGAUUCACCUUUGACAUUCACACAGGAAAAGCUGUUGACAUUGAUGAAUGUAAAGAGAUUCCAGGCAUUUGUGCAAAUGGUGUGUGCAUUAACCAGAUUGGCAGUUUCCGCUGUGAAUGCCCUACAGGAUUCAGUUACAAUGACCUGCUGUUGGUUUGUGAAGAUAUAGAUGAGUGCAGCAAUGGUGAUAAUCUCUGCCAGCGGAAUGCAGACUGCAUCAAUAGUCCUGGUAGUUACCGCUGUGAAUGUGCCGCGGGUUUCAAACUUUCACCCAAUGGGGCCUGUGUAGAUCGCAAUGAAUGUUUAGAAAUUCCUAACGUUUGCAGUCAUGGCUUGUGUGUUGAUCUGCAAGGAAGUUACCAGUGCAUCUGCCACAAUGGCUUUAAGGCUUCUCAGGACCAGACCAUGUGCAUGGAUGUUGAUGAGUGCGAGCGGCAUCCAUGUGGAAAUGGAACUUGUAAAAACACCGUUGGAUCCUAUAACUGUCUGUGCUACCCAGGGUUUGAACUCACUCAUAAUAAUGAUUGCCUGGACAUAGAUGAGUGCAGUUCCUUUUUUGGUCAGGUGUGCAGAAAUGGACGUUGUUUUAAUGAAAUUGGUUCUUUCAAGUGUCUAUGUAACGAAGGUUAUGAACUUACCCCAGAUGGCAAAAACUGUAUAGACACUAAUGAGUGUGUCGCCCUUCCCGGCUCUUGCUCUCCUGGUACCUGUCAGAAUUUGGAGGGAUCCUUCAGAUGCAUCUGUCCCCCAGGGUAUGAAGUAAAAAGCGAGAACUGCAUUGAUAUAAAUGAAUGUGAUGAAGAUCCCAACAUUUGUCUUUUUGGUUCCUGUACUAAUACUCCAGGGGGCUUCCAGUGCCUCUGCCCCCCUGGCUUUGUACUAUCUGAUAAUGGACGGAGAUGCUUUGAUACUCGCCAGAGCUUCUGCUUCACAAAUUUUGAAAAUGGAAAGUGUUCUGUACCCAAAGCUUUCAACACCACAAAAGCAAAAUGCUGCUGUAGUAAGAUGCCAGGAGAGGGCUGGGGGGACCCCUGUGAGCUGUGCCCCAAAGACGAUGAAGUUGCAUUUCAGGAUUUGUGUCCAUAUGGCCAUGGAACUGUCCCUAGUCUUCAUGAUACACGUGAAGAUGUCAAUGAGUGUCUUGAGAGCCCAGGCAUUUGUUCAAAUGGUCAAUGUAUCAACACCGACGGAUCUUUUCGCUGUGAAUGUCCAAUGGGCUACAACCUUGACUACACUGGAGUACGCUGUGUGGAUACUGAUGAGUGUUCAAUCGGCAAUCCGUGUGGAAAUGGUACAUGCACCAAUGUUAUUGGGAGUUUUGAAUGCAAUUGCAAUGAAGGCUUUGAGCCAGGGCCCAUGAUGAAUUGUGAAGAUAUCAACGAAUGUGCCCAGAACCCACUGCUGUGUGCUUUCCGCUGCAUGAACACUUUUGGGUCCUAUGAAUGCACGUGCCCGAUUGGCUAUGCCCUCAGGGAAGAUCAAAAGAUGUGCAAAGAUCUGGAUGAAUGUGCUGAAGGGUUACACGACUGUGAAUCUAGGGGCAUGAUGUGUAAGAAUCUAAUCGGCACCUUCAUGUGCAUCUGCCCUCCUGGAAUGGCCCGAAGGCCCGAUGGAGAAGGCUGUGUAGAUGAAAAUGAAUGCAGGACCAAGCCAGGAAUCUGUGAAAAUGGACGUUGUGUUAACAUUAUUGGAAGCUAUAGAUGUGAGUGUAAUGAAGGAUUCCAGUCAAGUUCUUCAGGCACUGAAUGCCUUGACAAUCGACAGGGUCUCUGCUUUGCAGAGGUACUGCAGACAAUAUGUCAAAUGGCAUCCAGUAGUCGCAAUCUCGUCACUAAGUCAGAAUGCUGCUGUGAUGGUGGGCGAGGCUGGGGCCACCAGUGCGAGCUUUGCCCACUUCCUGGAACUGCCCAGUACAAAAAGAUAUGUCCUCAUGGCCCAGGAUAUACAACUGAUGGAAGAGAUAUUGAUGAAUGUAAGGUAAUGCCAAACCUCUGCACCAAUGGUCAGUGCAUCAAUACCAUGGGCUCAUUCCGAUGCUUCUGCAAGGUUGGCUACACCACAGACAUCAGUGGAACCUCUUGUAUAGACCUUGAUGAAUGCUCCCAGUCCCCGAAACCAUGCAACUACAUCUGCAAGAACACUGAGGGGAGUUAUCAGUGUUCAUGUCCGAGGGGGUAUGUCCUGCAAGAGGAUGGAAAGACAUGCAAAGACCUUGAUGAAUGUCAAACAAAGCAGCAUAACUGCCAGUUCCUCUGUGUCAACACCCUGGGGGGGUUUACCUGUAAAUGUCCACCUGGUUUCACACAGCAUCACACUGCUUGUAUCGACAACAACGAAUGUGGGUCUCAACCUUCGCUUUGUGGAGCAAAGGGAAUCUGUCAAAACACUCCAGGCAGUUUCAGCUGUGAAUGCCAAAGAGGGUUCUCUCUUGAUGCCACCGGACUGAACUGUGAAGAUGUUGAUGAAUGUGAUGGGAACCACAGGUGCCAACACGGCUGCCAGAACAUCCUGGGUGGCUACAGAUGUGGCUGCCCCCAAGGCUACAUCCAGCACUACCAGUGGAAUCAGUGUGUCGAUGAGAAUGAAUGCUCCAAUCCCAAUGCCUGUGGCUCUGCUUCCUGCUACAACACCCUGGGGAGUUACAAGUGCGCCUGCCCCUCGGGGUUCUCCUUCGACCAGUUCUCCAGUGCCUGCCACGACGUGAAUGAGUGCUCGUCCUCCAAGAACCCCUGCAAUUACGGCUGCUCUAACACGGAGGGGGGCUACCUCUGUGGCUGCCCCCCUGGGUAUUACAGAGUGGGACAAGGCCACUGUGUCUCAGGAAUGGGAUUUAACAAGGGGCAGUACCUGUCACUGGAUACAGAGGUCGAUGAGGAAAAUGCUCUGUCCCCAGAAGCAUGCUACGAGUGCAAAAUCAACGGCUAUUCUAAGAAAGACAGCAGGCAGAAGAGAAGUAUUCAUGAACCUGAUCCCACUGCUGUUGAACAGAUCAGCCUAGAGAGUGUCGACAUGGACAGCCCCGUCAACAUGAAGUUCAACCUCUCCCACCUCGGCUCUAAGGAGCACAUCCUGGAACUAAGGCCCGCCAUCCAGCCCCUCAACAACCACAUCCGUUAUGUCAUCUCUCAAGGGAACGAUGACAGCGUCUUCCGCAUCCACCAAAGGAAUGGGCUCAGCUACUUGCACACGGCCAAGAAGAAGCUCAUGCCCGGCACAUACACACUGGAAAUCACUAGCAUCCCUCUCUACAAGAAGAAGGAGCUUAAGAAACUGGAAGAGAGCAAUGAGGAUGACUACCUCCUAGGGGAGCUUGGGGAGGCUCUCAGAAUGAGGCUGCAGAUUCAGCUCUAUUAACCCUUCACAGACUUGGGCCCAGGCUCAAAUCCUAGCACAGCCAGUCUGCAGAAGCAUUUGAAAAGUCAAGGACUAAUUUUAAAGAGGAAAAAUAAUAAUAACUCUUGUUUCUUUCCUCCCUGUCUUAGACUUUGAAUGUUGACCCUCACAGGGAGGGAUAAUUUAGACUCUGGUAUGGCCAAAGAUUUGAGCACAAAGGCAACCGUGGUUACUGUAUUUUUUAUAUAACUUCAUUUUAAAAUAUAUUAAAAGAAACCUAAAUGUUCAAGAUAUCAGCAUAUGGCACUAAAUGCACAAAAAUAAUGUGAGCUUUUUUUUUUUUUCCUGUUAGCAGUCUGUAACACUUUGGGUAUUUUGCUAUAGUUGCUAAUUAAAAAAAUAUAGAUGUUUAUUUAUUUUUAAUGCAGUAAUAUAUGGAGAAAUGAACAAACUAUGUAAACAAAAAGGGAAACUCACUUGUUUUUCUUUAGAUUUAUAAAUUUGAGCUAUUUUUUUUAGAGGUGCUUUUUAAAAAUCCAAUAGAUACAAGAGAUGUUUCCUUUGGUUUUCUGCCAGUCAUCCAGCUGAUACACACCUGAUGAUUUUAAAGAAAGCCACACAGAGCUGAAUGGGCAGUGUAAUCAAUAAUUUAAAAAACAUGAAUGUCAUUAGAUCCUUUAUAACGUAGAUCGAAGCCAAAGCAGCUCAUUUGUGACAACAUUUCAUAUCACCAGACACACCAGGCAACAGAAGUUGAAGCACAACCACUGUAGCAAAAUACCUUGACUGCUUGUGAGACCAUUAGCAUUGCAGGCCAAACCGUACUGUAUUUCCUUCUCAUAACCUCAAGGAACCAUAUGUGCUACCCACAACACCUCAUUCUUACCCAGGGUGCGCUGCGUCCUCAUGGUACUGUAGGCAGCUGAAGAACCGCCGUUCCCUUGAAAGGGAACACCUGGCAUUCUGUGGUGUUUCGUGCUGUCUUAAAUAAUGGUGCAUUUAUUAUGUUCAAGUUAUUUCAGGAUUGCCAUAUGUGCAAACAAAUCAUGCAAUGCAGCCAAGGAAUAUAUGUUGUUGUUGUUGUUUUAAACCCAUUUUUUUUUUAGAAUUUUCAUUAAUACUGUAGUUAUACACCAUAUGCCUCAUUUUAUCAUAGCCUAUUGUGUAUGAAAGAUGUUUGUACAAUGAAUUGAUGUUUAGUUUGCUUUAGUCAUUUAAAAAGAUAUUGUACCAGGAUGUGCUAUUAAGAGCACGUAUCCAUUAUUCUUCUCAACCCAAGAACCUGUUUCCUGGACCAGUGACCAAACCUCAUAUGUGAAAUGGCCAAAGCACAUGCAGGCUCCUGGUUGUUCCUCUCAAACCUGUGCUGACCAAAGAUUAGUAACCAGUUAUACCCAGUAUUUUGAGGUUUUAUUGUUUUUUUAAUAACUAAAAAGAAAAAAGGAACAGUGUAAAUUUGUAAUCAAGAGUUUGUGAGGAAAAACUUAUGGUUUUUGGUUUUGUUUGUUUUUGUAGGUCUGUGUAUCAAAUAUGACACUUUUCUUGCAAUAAAGCUUAUUUUGGGGUA
Homo sapiens (human) is the source of this 10927-nucleotide messenger RNA. RefSeq names its product fibrillin 2 (gene FBN2). Bases 643 to 9381 code for a protein of 2912 amino acids. Gene Ontology annotation, molecular function: calcium ion binding; extracellular matrix constituent conferring elasticity. NCBI's taxonomy places the organism in Eukaryota, Metazoa, Chordata, Mammalia, Primates, Hominidae. Gene Ontology annotation, biological process: signal transduction; negative regulation of transforming growth factor beta receptor signaling pathway; camera-type eye development. The transcript is spliced from 65 exons. Gene Ontology annotation, cellular component: non-collagenous component of basement membrane; extracellular region; microfibril. The record is from RefSeq and is marked reviewed.